Molecule: messenger RNA, 1070 nt
Organism: Vitis riparia (riverbank grape)
Lineage: Eukaryota; Viridiplantae; Streptophyta; Magnoliopsida; Vitales; Vitaceae
Product: phosphatidylinositol transfer protein 3-like
Exons: 7
Coding region: 16-825 (269 amino acids)
Source: RefSeq, a predicted model, not a curated record
UUUAAUUUGGAGGUGAUGGCUAGAUGCUGCUACACAGAAAAAGGGACAAGAGCCAUGAGCUUUGAUGAGAAGUUAGAAGAAGCGAGAGAUGGGCAAGGUAGCAUGAAAAUCAAUGAGAUGGAACAGACUAAAGUCAGUCUCAUGAGGACCUAUGUUGAAUCCCAGGAUCCUUCUUCCCGGGACCCUUCUUCCCAGAAAGCGGAUGAUCUGAUGAUUAGAAGGUUCCUUCGUGCUCGUGAUUUAGAUGUAGAGAAGGCUUCUGCCCUCUUCCUCAGGUACCUGAAAUGGAGACAAACAUUUGUUCCAAAUGGUUCCAUUUCUUUGUCGCAGGUCCGAAAUGAAGUGGCUCAGAACAAGAUGUUUCUGCAAGGAUUGGAUAAACAAGGCCGACCCAUAAGCGUUGUCCUUGGUGCUAAACAUUUCCAAUACCAAGGGAGUUUAGAUGAGUUCAAACGUUUUUUAGUGUAUGCUUUCGACAAAAUAUGCACAAGGAUGCCACCAGGACAGGAGAAGUUUGUUGUUAUUGGAGAUCUUGAAGGAUGGGGAUAUUCAAAUAGUGAUAUGCGCGCAUACCUUGGAGCUCUAUCCAUUUUGCAGGACUACUACCCUGAAAGACUUGGGAAGCUGUUUAUUAUUCAUGCACCUUACAUAUUUAUGGCAAUAUGGAAAAUUGUUUACCCAUUUAUCGACAAAAAUACCAAGAAGAAGAUCGUGCUUGUGGAGAAGACGAAGCUGAGAUCAACUCUACUUGAAGAAAUUGAUGAGAGCCAACUACCACAGAUCUAUGGAGGGAAACUGCCAUUGGUUCCAAUCCAAGACAGCUAAUCAACCAACCAUUGUGCAGUGUGGAGGGUGGGCAAGUGUAACAAUCCUUAUCUAAAUAAGGAAUAAGAAUAUCUUCUUUAUUUUCUUAGAUUCCCUGGCUGCAUUUUUGGGUAUUUCUUUUCCUAAAUUUUAGGAUGUUAUUGCUCAAGUUUAGGAAGUUAUUGUCUGGGACUUAUCUGGAAAACUAGAAUGGUUUGGAUUCAAUUAAUCUUUAAUAAAAUUUCUCUAUUUUCUGCUUUGGAAAA